Messenger RNA from Monascus purpureus, 3208 nucleotides. NCBI's taxonomy places the organism in Eukaryota, Fungi, Ascomycota, Eurotiomycetes, Eurotiales, Aspergillaceae. The record is from the annotation of a GenBank genome assembly.
CCUCACUCUUCAACAUUCGACCAUCUUAUCCAUUGCCACGACUUACGAGGCCUGAUUUUUGCCAGCUGGCAAGGCCAUUACCAGACAACCUUCUUUGACAUACUAUCUGACAACCAGGGCUGGCGGUUUGCGCAGCUCUUGGUCUGGCAUCUCGCGCAUUUCGACGGCCGCUCCGCACACAAUCGUGACCAUCACCACCGUGCAUUAUGCGAUUAGACAUCAAGAGACAACUCUUUGCCCGCUCAGAGCGGGUAAAGGGCAUUGACUUUCAUCCUACUGAGCCAUGGAUUCUGACAACUUUGUAUAGCGGUCACGUAUACAUCUGGUCCUACGAGUCUCAGUCAAUAAUCAAAACUUUCGAAAUCACCGAUGUCCCUGUCCGAGCCGGUCGUUUCAUUGCGCGCAAGAACUGGAUUGUCUGCGGUUCGGAUGACUUCCAGCUUCGCGUAUACAACUAUAAUACCUCCGAAAAGAUAACCUCCUUUGAAGCUCAUCCGGACUAUAUCAGAUCGAUUGCAGUCCACCCCACCCAACCGUUCGUUCUCACAGCCUCCGAUGACAUGACAAUUAGACUUUGGGACUGGGAGAAAGGCUGGAAGUGUGUACAAAUCUUUGAGGGGCAUGCCCAUUAUAUCAUGGGAUUAGCCAUCAAUCCCAAGGAUACCAACACUUUCGCGUCUGCUUGUCUAGACAGGACUGUGAAGAUAUGGAGUCUGGGCUCCCCCCACGCCAACUUCACCCUCGAGGCACAUGAAACCAAGGGUGUGAACUAUGUCGACUACUAUCCGCAAGCCGACAAACCGUAUCUUCUCACUACUUCCGAUGACAAGACAGUCAAGGUGUGGGACUACACAACGAAAUCUCUUAUCGCAACACUGGAAGGACAUACAAAUAACGUCUCCUUCGCUUGCUACCAUCCGGAACUGCCUGUGAUUAUUUCGGGUUCUGAGGACGGAACGAUCAAGAUUUGGCAUGCAAACACUUACAGACUGGAGCAGUCGCUAAGCUAUGGAUUGGAAAGAGCCUGGUGUAUCGCCUAUCAGCGUGGCAAGCAAGGCAUUGCAAUGGGUUUCGACGACGGUGCAAUUGUGGUUAGAAUGGGCAGGGAAGAGCCGGCCGUCUCUAUGGACGGAUCUGGAAAGAUAGUAUGGGCAAGGCACAAUGAGGUUGUGUCUGCGGUCAUUAAGGGUGGAGAUCCUAGUGUUAAGGAUGGCUCGCCAAUUUCACUACCGACUAAGGAACUGGGAUCCUGUGAAGUUUACCCGCAAUCUCUAUCACAUUCUCCAAAUGGGCGUUUUGUCUCUGUCUGUGGCGAUGGCGAGUACAUUAUCUACACUGCUCUUGCCUGGAGGAAUAAGGCCUUCGGACAGGCCCUUGAUUUUGCUUGGGGAUCUAAGGACAACAGCAACGAUUAUGCUAUCCGCGAGUCGAGUACCAGUGUUAAGAUAUUUAAGAAUUUCAAGGAAAAGAGCAAUGGCCUUGACGUGGGAUUCCAGGCCGAAGGUCUCGCGGGCGGUGUCUUGCUUGGUGUGAAAGGCCAGGGUGGAAUUGGCUUGUUCGACUGGGAAACCGGAGCAUUGGUUCGAAGAAUUGAGGCCGAACCGACAGCUGUCUACUGGUCCGAAUCUGGAGAACUGGUCACCCUUGCCUGCGAAGAUUCAUUUUAUGUGCUUCGAUAUUCGAAAGAAAACUUCAUCAACGCUUUGAACGCUGGUGAAAUUGAUGAGGAUGGUGUUGAAUCUGCUUUUGAACCUGUUACCGACGUCGAGGAGACAGUCAAGACAGGACAAUGGGUCGGGGACUGCUUUAUCUACACCAACUCGACAAACCGCUUGAACUACCUAGUAGGCGAUCAAACUUACACCAUCUCUCAUUUUGACCAGCCAAUGUAUGUCCUGGGCUACCUCCCACGAGACGGCAGAGUCUACGUUUCCGACAAGGAUGUAAACGUUGUCUCUUUCGCCCUUUCCCUCAGCGUGGUCGAAUAUCAAACACUCGUGUUGCGUGGAGACUUGGACACUGCCGCGGAGGUGCUGCAGGAUGUCCCUCAGGACCAAAUGAACAAGAUUGCCCGCUUCCUCGAAGGCCAGGGAUACAAAGACUUGGCUCUUGAAGUUGCCACAGACACGGAGCACCGUUUCGACCUUGCUCUUUCCCUCAACCAUCUAGACAUCGCCCUCGAGAUCGCCCGCCAAGCUGAUGUGGAACACAAGUGGAAGACCGUAGGCGAUGCAGCCUUGGCGGCAUGGGACCUGGCCCUGGCACAAGAAUGCUUCACCCAAGCUAAGGACUUCGGCUCCCUUCUCCUUCUGCAUACUUCCACCGGCAAUAAAGACGGCCUUCGCUCCCUGUCAAAGCAGGCAUCAGAAGCAGGCCUCCACAACGUCGCCUUCUCCGCCCUUUGGACUCUCGGCGACAUCGAUGGCUGCAUUGACCUCCUCGUUCAGACCAACCGUGUCGCAGAAUCAGUCCUUUUCGCUCAGACAUACAAGCCAUCCAGAGCUCCCGCUCUGGUCGUCAAGUGGAAAGAAUCACUCGAAUCGGCAGGGAAGACGAGAGUUGCCCGUCUCCUCGGUAUCCCUCCUGGUGCACCUGAUUCCGAGCUCGCGGACGAUGAUCUAUUCCCAGAAUGGGAAGAGUACCUCCGCUGGGAGAAGGAGGGCAAAGGCCCCGGGCCCGCUGCUUCGGAACCUCUGAUUGAUGUUACCGAUGAAAAGGAAGAAAAAGAAACGGAGCAACAAAACGCCGGGACAGCCGAGGCGGGCGCGGAGGCGAGUGAGACUAAAGAAAAGGAAGAAGAAGAAGAAGCAGCAGCAGCCGAGUAGGUUUAAGAAAAUACAGCGUGUCAAGAACCGUGUGGAAUAGAAAUUGAAUGAAUGGAUUAAUGGAUCGUCGUUGGUGUAUUCAUUUGAAUGAAGGAAAACAUGAAGUCAUUUGCACUAGUUAGUGUUAUUUUUAAAGAUACUUCUUUCUUCGCAUGUUUGAAAUGUUCAUUAUUGACUUACUUUGUUUAUUUUUUUAUUUUUUUAUUUUUUUUCUUUAUCCCCUUUUCUGCUGUUCCAUAUCCUGUACGGAGUAUUUUCUUUAUCCUUCUCUUUUAAUUGUUCUUAUUUUUCCUUUUUACUCUUCUCCAUAAACCAACCAGCCUUACAUUAAAAAUUCUUUUAUUUUCACGUCUAUUGAAUAGGACAAAAAAAGGCAUAUGCUC